Messenger RNA from Strongylocentrotus purpuratus (purple sea urchin), 817 nucleotides. RefSeq lists its product as uncharacterized. NCBI's taxonomy places the organism in Eukaryota, Metazoa, Echinodermata, Echinoidea, Camarodonta, Strongylocentrotidae. The record is from RefSeq and is a predicted model, not a curated record. The transcript has 3 exons. The coding region runs from base 92 to 817 and encodes 241 amino acids.
GUUAGAACAACAACGACAACAAAAACAACAACAAUGGUGGUCAGUAAGAAGAUAUCAUCAACAACAACAACUCAACCAGUGUGAAAGGCCAAUGCCUAGUACACACCAACAGCCAUACCCCCCUAACCAUGUUUCCCUGCUGGAGUCAGCACCACCUUCUGGACAGUUCAAGAGUUUUCAUCACAGAGGUAUUCAAUCAGAGCCAGAACAAAUCAACCAACUCUCAACUUAUCAGCAACUUUCACCGAUAACGCCACUCCAAUCUACAUUUGCACCAGAUCAAUCGACCAACCAACAACUUGAGGAGUUUGAUCAGUAUCUGCAGUCCUAUCUUUCUUCCCAGCAUAACGCAAAUAAUGGUAAUGGAACUCAAUACUCAUCAAACUUGAGUUAUCAAGAAAUGCUAGAACAUUCGCCACACCAUGGUCUAGGAGAAGCAACACAGGACACCGUUGCAAGCCAGAGACAGGAAGUUGCAACCCCAAUAGAAACUGAUGACACCUUGCUAUCAUCAUCUUCAGUAUACAUCAAUUACCGAACUUCAGUGUAUCAAGGAGGGCUGUCAAUUGGAAAGAAACCAAUCUAUGAGAAUGUUGAUACCCUCGCCAUGCCCUCAACCAGUGGAUUGAGUUCUGCACAAAGCAGAACUGAUGCAGCUCCAGUCGAGAGUAGACGAAUUCCUGAACAUCGCAAACGCAAUAACAGUGACGAUGGCGAUGAUGAUGAUGAUGGUGGUGGUGAUAGAGUUGAUGAGAGCCUGGAACAACGUCCAAGAAAACGACGAGCUAAGACGGAUCGUCAACCUACCUCACCGUAG